AGUCAAAUAAUCGCUCAAUUGCCUAGAGAACCACCAGAACUGAUCGAAAAAGAGGAGGAUGUGGAAGAACUUAACUACCUUAUGGGGCAUAUUCCGCCUCCUCCAGCCCCAAUGCCUCUCUUAGCCUUCCCAACAACUUCUUCAACAAACCCAACUCGUCAAGUAACAUUUGGAUGUUCUCUUUCACAGCCUACAACACCUAGAAAUGUUCAAAGAAUGUUUGGCCCAUUUGACGAUAUUCAACAACAACAAAAUUUUGAACAAAAACAACAACAACAACCUCCCCUCCAAAAUUUAACUUUUCUCCAUUCUCCCCCAAAUAAUCGUCGAAAUGAAAGUAAAACAAUUUUGUUUUCCUCACAACUCCCUCAAAGAAAUGGCUAUGUUGUUCAAAGUAGUGAUUUAACUGAAUUAUACGGAAAUAAUUUAAAUGGAAGAACAGCAGCUAGUGCUAGAUAA
Messenger RNA from Meloidogyne enterolobii, 459 nucleotides. Lineage: Eukaryota; Metazoa; Nematoda; Chromadorea; Rhabditida; Meloidogynidae. The record is from the annotation of a GenBank genome assembly.